ACAGUUCUCACAAAAAUCUAUCAUGACGUUCUCCUGGAUAGCACUUUUGCUGAACGAAUGUGGCUUUCUACCAUGGACAUCGAUCAUCCAGUCAAAAUUUCCAUUCGUUUUUUCAAAAUUCUCAACCAGAUAGCCUUACAAGAUCCCAGCGCUGAUAUGAGAAUGGACAGUUCCCUGUAUUCCGUAGAUGAAAAUCGUAUGAUGUGGCUGGAAGGACUUCGAAGGUAAUUUUAUAGUGCGCUGUAUCAACCCAUUCGUUGUUUGGACCAGAAAAAAGUACAGAUUCUAAAAGCAGGGGCAGUAAAUGUUAACUGUGCAUUGCAUAUUCGUUACCCUUGAUGCCCACAUAUGCUGGGCACGAUCCAUUCAACUAAAAUAUCCGGUAAUUUCAGUCCAAAAACCCAGUGGAUCGGUUCGGUCCAACCGGAAAGGUUUCGAAAAAACUGGUCCACCUUUCAAGGUGGACCACUUUUGCCGCUUGGGCUGGUCUGAUCGGAAAAUGACCGUUCCAUUCGACGAUUCCGACCCAUUCUCAUCCCCAGUUCCUCACGGUUCGGUACUUCCUGGGUGUUUACCAUUUGGCAAAAAUUGGCGGCUUCAGUCCUGCUACCGGUGCAGUUUUGUGACAUAACUGUACCCAUGCUAGAAAAUUUGCUAUCUCACGAGAGUCAAGCUUGGCAGGUAAGUUUUUGGUGUAUUUACUUGUUGCUCUUUGCAAAAAAAAUCCAAGCAAGUCAGUCUGUAUUCGCAUCUCGACUGCGACUAUUCCCGCCAAAACCAAUUCGUACGAAAAUGUUGACAUUUCAGCCUCCGACUCUAUUGUUUUAGUCUUCGAAUAAUUCGUUUUCUUCAACAAAUACUCACUUAACUCGUCCUCAGCAAGCAUUUAAUGAGGUCUGUUACAACCAGUAGGUUGCUACCUCACACUGAAGCUGACGGUUUAUAUCCCGAUUGCCCGUUAACGCGUUUCUGAGUUUCUGUUGGAGAGAGGAAUGAAACGAGACCGGUCGCCGUCGAGAUCCAUUCUUCCCCACGUAAUUUUCGAACCUCUGCUCGGAAAUUUUUGUCGAAUGGAUCGCGCCCGCUAUGUCACACUCGGCCUUUUUAAACGGAAAGCAAUGCCAACUGAAGUUGGACUAGAACGAUUGGGUCAUGUGGUCAACAAUGGUCCCCGUUCCUGGUGCUGUCUUUUCAGCUUACUUUAACCCUAUUCAGAGCGGGUUGUUUUUUGUUUCCUGCGACCGAGCGGGGCCUAAACCGCUCAUGAUACUACUCCAACUAAAAUUACACAGAAUAAUGUACUCGUCAUUUCCAACAUCAAGGCAUACCCUGAUUGCCACAAUGACGAAAUUUGACGUCAUAUUCUCUUUUUUUGGCAGAAUCUAAAUUCCAUCAAUUUUCCCUUCAAAGCAAGAAAUACUUAAAUAGUAAGGUGUCUGACAAAAUCAAGAAAUUGGUUAACACAUUAAUAAUCUUUAACAAUAGAAUUGAUGCCACAAUGACAUCAUUUAUCAUUAAAAAAUGAUCUGGAACUAUCCGCCUUCUUGGAUCUGCCAUUUUGAAUUUAUUAAGUGUCUUCAGUUUCCUUUGAAACCCGUAUGAAGGAUGCUCAUGAAGCAAAAAAAGUCGCAAGUUUUGAAAUUCCGAGAGAAAUAAACGCUGUUCAAAAUUGAACCAAGAUCUGCCAUUUGGUCAUUUUAAAUUCAAGUUUUUUCUCAAAUCAGUUUCUAAAAAGCCUGGAUCACACUUAAAGUGAUAGUAAAUUUGAUAAAAUAUUGCCAAAUUAUAAUUAAGUGUAAUGCUAUUAUUUAAUAACUAAAAUCAAAAAUAAAUCCUUUUUUAAUGGCCACGUCAAAGUUGACGUAAACGUUUAGACAAAUUUAAAAUUUCAAGGAAAAUUCGCUAAGUUUUGGUGAUCAGUUUUUUACUGAGGGGGGCUCAAAAAGCCCCCUCCCUGGUCUGAAUAGAGUCCGUACCUUUCCAAAUAAUGUUUGCUGCAAAAAUGGCUGAUUAUGAGGCGAAUUGUAAAAGCAAAGAUUAUUCAGCAAAGCUUGCAAAAAGCAUAUGGUAGUUUUUCAGUAAAUGAGAUAUGCUCAUCUGUUAAAUUUAAACAAGAAACUCCAUUAUCCUUAAUUGCAAUUAAGUGUUGAUAGUUGGUCAUAUGAAGAGAAAUAUUUUUACAGUGAUCACAAUCAUGGCCUCCAAACUGUCACUUCCAAUGCUUUUCUGACAGGAAAAUGGCAACUGUUGCUGCCUCGGAGGACAAAGAACGUGGGAUAAGAUUGCAAGGCAUGCUUCGUCCUAUCAAAGAACUUCAAUACUAUGAUAUGAAAGUCCCAGAAGGUGAGAGGUUUGUCGAACUAGGUGAAUGCCUUGGUCACAGGCCGUUCCUGAAAUCUCAUGUUUUCCAAUCUGUGGUUUUGGCGCUGUACUCCCUUAGAUGCAGUGAACACCCAGAUAUUGCAGAGGACAACAUAUGGUCCAAAGAAGAUGUCCCGACAGUUGUUGCCAAUGUUAUGAUAAUUGUUAAGCAGUUUCUCGAUGGAUCUGUUGACGAAGCUACGGACGAGAAGCGAUCGCGUUUUUGGUCAUUUCCUCAGCUUUCUCUGGAAAGUGAAGGACAUUGCUAUAAUCUACAUCAGCCAGAAUCUCUUUGUUUUGAUGUUUAUAGAGGUGAAACCAUAAAACAGCAUUUUGCACAUAUGUGGCAUGUACUACAGCAAUUUGCUAUGAAACAAGAAGCAGAUGAUAAUUUUUGUAAGCCUUUUGUAGAUGCUUCUGGACAGCAAGAAAAGUCUUCCCAUGCAGGAAUUAGCGAUAAUGUAGUGAGUCUCCUUCCCCUUAACUUUGCAGAAAUAGAAGUCUGACCAUGACGACUUUAAGGUUUUAUUAUUUUUGGAACUAUUUUCUUAUUUAUUCAUUUAUUUCGCCACUCAUUUUUUCUUACAGUUGUUUAAGAUUGCAAAACAUAUCUAGUAGCCGGAAGAUCUCUGCAACCUUGUCACAGCUUUCUGAGGAGAUCUCCCCUUUGUUACAAUACUAAAGUCGAUUAAAAUUACAUUAAUGACGACGGCUUAAUUAAAUUCAAUAACAUGUAGCUAUAUACUUUAUAGAUAAAAUAUUACUAUCUAUUAAAACAGCUCUUACUAUCCUCACGGUUUUCCAGGUCAGAAUCACAUCGUUGUGAAGCAAAUUGUUUGUUUUCUUUUGAUUUAAUUUUCUUUAAUUUUGUGCAAGCUGUUCCAUAUCUUUGCUCCUCCGUUCUUAAUUAAAAAUGUACCAUAAUUUGUUCUUUUGUAGCUUAUGUGUAAUUGUUUUUGAAGUUCCAGUAUUAUUCAUGUGAAUAGUGCCAUUGAAAAGUAAUUUCAUAAAGCUGACGGUAGAUUUCCAUGCAAGUGAGAUUUCAAAUUUAAAUAAGGCUAUCAUAUACGUAUUUAACUCGUGUAUAUUCAGUAGUCCUAAUGACAAAAAUAAUGGCCUUGAUUCCUGUCUAUAUUUAGAGAAUGUCAUAAUUCCCUCAAUUUCUUUUGAAUUUUGUAAAUACCUGUAAGUCUUGUUGAAUAAAUACUUAUACCCAAAAAAUGUUACAAUGUGUCAAGUAUUGAUAGGGGUAUAUAUGGUAAUUAUAAUGCCUUGCUCUGAUCAUUAUACCUAACAUUCUUGAUAUUUUUGUUUCCACUUUUUUAAUAUGUUGUUUCCAGGGUAGCUCUUUUCUAUUAUUAAUCCCAAAAACUUUGUACUGUUUACUUGUUCAAAAGUUUCUUUGUUGAUUUUAAUUUCAAAGUUACUUGGUUUCUCUUUGUUUUCAGUUUUAAAAAUAAUAAAGUGAGUUUUGCUAAUAUUAAAAAAAAAUGUUAGUUCUAAGCCAAUUGGCAACUUUACACAUUUUCUGAUUUGCAAUCUGAUUUAAUAUUUCAGGAUUUCUGUGACUGUAAAACAAAUUUGUGUCGUCUGCAAAAAGUAAAAAUGAUAAGAGUGAGUUUUCUGAAAUGUCAUUUACAUAGAUCAACAGUACCAAGGGACCAAGAACCGAUCCCUGCAGCACGCCACAUGUAACAAUUCGAACAUCCGACUUGACAGGCAUAGUUUACUAGUUGCUUCCUGUUCGUUAGACAAUUUUUGAACCAUUCCAAUGGAGUCCCUCUAAUCCCAGAAUGUUCUAGUUUAUGCUGCAGUUAUGUCUCAUGACUAAUAGUAUCGAAUGCUUUGGAAAGGUCUAAAAUAUUCCACUAGUAUACUCAUUCCUUUUAAUUGCAAAUGAUAUUUUGUCUAUAAGCUCUGUCAUUGCCUGUUGGGUAGAUCUAGCUCAUGGAACUGCACGGAAUCGCCCGGAAUCUGCUCAUAUUUCAAAAACAUAGAGCAAACCGGGAAAUACCAUUAUAACAAUUUUUAAACUGCUUCCUGGGUGGUGCUUCAUGUAAACCUGACUUUUGCAUUAUCUCUUCCACUCAUGAGUAUGCAAAUUUACGACAAGCAGAUUCUGCACGUGCAAAUCGUGAUAGACUAUCCGUAUCCUGUUGCGGGAAGGACGGCGAGCAAGUCUUUUUUCAAGUACAAACUCUCUAAACAAAUAACCUGUUUGCCUUCAAAAUAAUCUUAUUGUAACCAGCCGAAAAGCAACGCAGCUUGCGCGCAACUCACUUAGAAAGUUAAGCGCCAUUUUGAAGCAAGAAUUUUCUCCCUACUCCAGAUAGUAUUUCAUCGUCCAGUCGCCAAAAUUUAGUAGAGGACCUACCCCCGCUGCACAAUUUAUUGACACACAUUUCCACGAGACCAGCCACAACCAGGGUUCUUUCUCGAAGCAAUAGAGAGAACCCUGGGAAUGAGGUUGCGUCUAUUUUGGUGUUUUUGUAUUCCUUUCAAGUCUCCCAUUCAUUCCUUCAUUGCUUGAGUUCAGUCCAGUCCUAGUCCAGUUGAUUCCAGUCCAGUCCAAGUCCAUAGGAGUUAAUUUUAUAAAUUAGUUUCCAGGGCUACUCAUUUUCUGUACUUCCUGGUGUCGAUCGCUUCUUUCGAUUUCAUCGUCAGCGAACUGACCAAAGACUUUGUCCUUUGUCUUUACUUGCAGCCCUUGAAAACUUCUUAUACCUCGACGAUCCAUACUGCUCAAAGGUAAGUAACUAAAAUGCAGAAUACCCGGCCAUUUAUAACAUCCCAUUAAAUGAGAAAAGCUCCACUGUGUUAGGCAUACUAAAUAUGCCUCGAAUCUCAUAGCGUUUCGACACCACAUGAAGUAAAUAGUGAGAUGAAUCGAUCAAUCUCUCAUCCAUCGAUCUGGAAGACAAAAUUUUAAAAAAGUUUCUAUCGUCAGGAGAGAGAAGGAAUGCCGUUUGUUAUGGUCACAGUGGUUAAAGCAGUGAUGAAGUAUUCCCGAUCGGGCCAUGAAUGAUCUAAAACUUGUAUUGUCGUGGUAUUUCACUCGACACUGAGAAAAGAUAACCCCCCAUCCCCUUCCCGGGCUGAUCAUCACUAUCUUCUUAGUGUAAAACAAGUCGUUCGGCAUUUUUCUAGGUAACGAUGCGCUCUAUUUUAUAGCAUAAUUAGUACGUUUUCAAAACAUAAAUAUUCUUAAAUGCUAUAAUUGCUGAAUUAAGUUAUGCUUCAAACACACGCAAGAUUUCAUUUUCUGACGAGUUGGUCACAAAUUCAAGAGAUAUGCCCCCCUUUCACUACGUAUGUUCACGUUAACUUGUCCCCUGUGUUUUCAGUUUCAGUUGCUUCAUCCUGUUCCUCUAUUAAGUUAUAUCGGGCACCACGCAAAACGGUGUUUCAUUAAAAUAUCAAUGAUUAAAAUGCCGUGUCUCAUGUUUGAUAUAUUGCAUGAAUAAUUGUGGUUCAAUCUCAGUUGUUCUGAAAAUAACUCCCUUAUUGUAACUAUUUUACUGAGUUCAUAAUUAAACAAACUUUGUCUGUUGUAUUUGAAUAGCUGACGAUGGCAGACAACAUCAGAAGCUGGUUUCUUCACUUAUCUCCUGAAACACGGCAAAGAUUGUUGCAGAAUUUAUUAGACCAUGAUCACAAGUGGAGAGUGGAUUAUCGGGAAGGUUUGGCCAAAAAGGUUGAGUCAGAUAUGAUCUGCAUGAUGGAUCAAUUAAGUGAACUGAUGGAGAAGGAGGAGCCGUUAUUUAAGGGCAAAAUGCUGCAGUGUGGAAGCUCAUACAAUAGAACUAAGGUAAUUGUCUCUUCAGUCCUUGGUAUAAAUUUCUUUAUCAUGUAAUUUCUUGACUCGUGUCUGUAUCGCAGCAUGUAUAGAGGAAGUGCUCUAAAACGUUUUCCAAGUUAAUUGUGAUGCGUAUGCAAUGAUUAAUUGAAAGCAUAAGUCCAACCAUAUAAGGGAAUCCAAGACAGUCUUGGAUUCUGAAAUCCAUAUGACAUGGAUUCCGGAUUCUUUGUCUGUGGAACUGGGAUUCCAGAUUUCGAUCUUAAGUAAGAUUCCGGUCUCCUUGAGCUACAUUCCAGAUUCCAAAGCCCAAGAUUCUGGAUUCCACGAGCGAAAAUUUCUCGCAUUCCGGAAUCUGUAUUCCCUUACAUGGGGCGAUAUAAGCUCUCGCAAAAAUCGGUAACCAGCUUCAGGUUGUUUUCGAAAUCUAACGUGGCACUUUGUACUUUGGUACCUUUAUGCUCCCAUUUAGCCUUCUCAUUCCGCCAAAAAAAGGCCGAAAAAGGCCUAUUGGUCUCUAAGUUUUAUCUCACGAGAGAAAAUGGGAAAAGUGAAAAAUCGCUCCGACGGGUAGGCGUACUGACAGUCAGUGACCAAAAACGAACGUUAUUAUGACAAGACUCGAUAACCUAACCCGGCCUAUGUAAGUUGGCCCUAUACAGUGGCCAACAGCUGGUUUUUUGUCGGCCUGAGAUAGUUACUCCAUCAAUACAUGUAGUUAUCCUGACAGGGAUAGUCACACUGUAGGCGAAUAUGACGGUCAACUAUGGGCCGUUUCGGCGGACAAUCAUUCGGGACUUUUGCUUCGCUUUUUCCGCAGAAACGUGUAUUAUAUUAUUAUGGUGCUUGUGCAUACAAAUUUGACGAAACGGUACAAGCUUUCUUUCUUAAAGAACUUGAUCUGGAACUGACGAUAACGGAGAUAUUUAACAUGCGUAAUUUUACAAAAUUGCCAGUGUCUUGAAAAUCAUUAGCGCCCCAAUUGACUCUGAAAGAGUGGUUUGCUAACCAGUUUGAAACAGUUUCCCUUUUACCCAUCCCACAGCGUUUAGACGUGUGUGGAGCAAAAUCUGACUGAGAGGCAGUGUAAUAUUUAUUUUAAGGAACUUGAGUCAUGGCAAGUGUUGUUUGUGCGUGGGCCUGGUGUGCUCAAUAUACGGCGUUUAGAGCAGUCUGUUCAGUAGUGCCGCUUGUGAACACAGCAGCUCAAAUCUCUUCCCAAUUUUCAUCACUCUUCAUCGCCUUACUCUUUUCUGUGUGCAGGUUGGACAACCUGAUGAAAUGGAUUUUGCCUUUCAGUGGGAUCUCUCGGAGAACAGGUCGAAGAAAAUAUUAGGCGUUAGGUUCUACCCGCAGGGACAAAAACAUUUUGAACGUUUAAAAGGACGUGUUAGCUUAUCAGAAUGGGGAUUAGUUCCUGUCGACGUGGUUGAUGUCGUAUUUAAAAUAACAGAUGAAGAUGAUGGUAGUGGUGAGUACAAUGAAAACCACGAUCAGGAGGAGGAGGAGGAGGAGGACGACGACGACGACGAAGAAAAAGAAGUAGAAAAUGGGAUGUCACCAACGAAUAUCUUUAACCGGUUUUACCGUGUUGUAAACGAUGCCUUCAUGAAACUGAGACUUUUACCUGACUGGGAACACGGUGGGUUUGCGAGUCCUGCAUGUACUGGGACAAGAGAAAAUGGACCAGCUUUGAUGAUGCAGUUUAACUACAACAAGGAAAAUGGAGAAAGCCUGAAACUGACCGUGGAUCUUGUACUGGCAAUGGACGUGAGAGAAAUUUAUGAUGGUGACUUGGAUGAACUGUGUACUUUACACAUGGGCCCGUCUUGGCAGAACGAGCUUUUGAGGAAGAAACAUUACUUAGAUAAGAUUCUCACAAAAAUCCACGCUAAAGUUCUCUUGGACAGCACAUUUCCAGAAAGGAUGUGGUUGUCUACCAUGGACGUCGAUCACCCAGUUAAAAUUGCAGUACGUAUUUUCAAAAUUCUCAACCACAUUGCCUUAGAAGAUCCCAACGCUGACUUGCGAAUAGACCUGUAUUCCGUAGAUGAAAAACGUAUGAUGAUGCUGAAAAGACUUCAAAGGUAUUUUGUUUUGUGCGCUGUAUCAACCCAUGUAAUGUAUUUAGGAGUGAAGAUCUUUAUCUGUAAUAAAGAGGAGACUUGAAACAUUCAGAGGACAUUGAUCAAUGUCUAUGAAUAGGAGUUAGGUAUUUUUGUUCCAUUGUGAUGACUUCACAGAAGUCACGCGUUGCUGCUGAGUAAUUCACUCCCUGGUCUCCGUGACGCAUACCAGUGAACGGUUUCCAAUGAAAAAUAAGUAACAACUAGUAAAAAUGUAAAGGUUGCAAGAGAAGGGGCUGUAAAUAUCUUCUUUUUUUGCGUUGCCCUUGAUGUCUACACAUGCAAUGUCACAUUCGGUCAUUUUAAACAGACAGCUAUGCCAGUAAUCUGGAUUUGAACAAUUGGGUCAUUUGGUCAACGGUGUGUUUCCGCCUGCGUGUUAUGUCUUGUUUUUGUUCUUUAAGGCUCCAAAUCUCUAUAAAUUAUCUUUGCUAGAAAUAAAUGUUCCAUGAGAAUGGCUGAUCAUGAGUGGGAUUCUAAAAUCAAAGAACAACUGGGAAAAUUUACAUAUAAAUUUCGGUAAAAGGAAUAUAUAUGCUCAUCUUUUUAAAUAAGUUUAACUCGAUGCUCCGUUGUCCUCUACUGCAGUAAGUGUUAGAAUAAUUGAACAUUAUAAAGGGAAAAUUAAUUUUUAAAAAGAUAACAUUUAUUGUCUCCAAACUGUCAUUUCCAAACCUUUUUUUGACAGGAAAAUGGCAAAUAUUGCAGCCUCAGAAGACAAAGAAGAACGUGCUAAAAGAUUCGUGAAAGGUUUCCUUCGUCCUAUCAAAGAACUUCAAUACUAUGAUAUGAAAGUCCCAGAAGGUGAGAGGUUUGUUGAAUUGGGUGAAUGCCUUGGUCACAGGCCGUUCCUGAAAUCCCAUGUUUUCCAAUCUUUGGUUUUGGCGCUUUACUCCCUUCGAUGCUGUGAACACCCAGACAUAGCAGAGGACAAAAUUUGGUCAAAAGAAGAUAUCCCGGCAGUUGUUGCCAAUGUUAUGAUAAUUGUUAAGCAGUUUCUCGAUGGAUCUGUUGACGAAGCUACGAACGAGAAGCGAUCGCGUUUUUGGUCAUUUCCUCAGCUUUCUCUGGAAAGUGAAGGACAUUUCUAUAAUCUACAUCAGCCAGAAUCUCUUUGUUUUGAUUUUUAUAGAGGUGAAACCGUUAAACAGCAUUUUGCACGUAUGUGGCAUGUACUACAGCUAUUUGCUGUCAAACAAGAAGCAGAUGAUAACUUCUGUAAGCCUUUUGUAGAUGCUUCUGGACAGCAAGAAAAGUCUUCCCAUGCAGGAAUUAGCGAUAAUGUAGUGUGCCUUCUUCCCCUUACCUUUGCACAAAAAAGAGGCUGACUAUAAUGACUUCAAAGGUUUUAUAAAACUGCACGGAACGUCGCCCAGUGUAAUUACGAUAUCACCUUUAUCGAUACACGUCUGUUCACCAUUGAAUGACGGAAAACUGUCGUGGCGAAGGAUUCCAAAAAAUUACUUCCGUAUCACAGUAUUACAGUUAGCAGAUUGGUCAAGAACUCCCCAGUGCAUUUCAUUGUAUGAAGAAGACGAACGGAUUCUUGCGUAUAUUUUACGGUGUAAAUAAAACGAGGCUUUUCAGGAGUCAGGUGUAAAGUGUUGCUUUUACUCAUACAAAAGCUUCUAACUUUCGGCGGCCGUUGCAGUCGCUACUUUUGAGAUAUACUGCUGAAAAUUCUCAGGUUACCUAAUUUUAAUAUGCUCUUUCAGCCUGUGCAAAUGAAAGUGAACUGUUUUCGUGUUUAGCGAAAGCUGAUCACGUGAUCAAGUCAUAAAGAGAGCCUGUUCAUUGAUAUAAGUAAGAUAGUUCAGUUGUGAAAGCUUCCAUAAUUGUGAUUACUGUAUACUAAAAGAUACCAACCGUGUUUGUGGUCAGUAACUUUUUGAGUGCUAAGGUGUCCUCUGAAUGCGGGUAAAACCCGGGUUUCGAGACUUGAGGCGCUCCUUAAAUAGAGGUAAUAGAUACAAAGAUGAUGUGAGCGUUUUUCCGGGACCACAUUCUGCGUCCGGUGAAUGGAGGUGUCCCUUGAAUAGAGGUGUCCCAAAGAAGAGGUUCCACUGAAUCAUAUAUUUUUUUUUACAUCGAUCCACACAUACUUUCAUGAAUGAACUGCUCGCCAUUUCAAACAGCACAGCUUUGCCAAAAAGAAAAAACAAAAACAAAAGCUUUAGGCAAAAAGUUACAUCAUCGAUACAGCUGGUAGAGCCAGGGGCAAUUUUAGCAGACGAAAUUUUACAGUAAACGAUAAAACAAUAACCUUUUCCCACGUCCAACAAGAUCUGGUCUGAAAAAACUGUUGACGUCUAAAAUGUGGCAGAUAUAAAAGUAUCUCUUGUUUGGCUUCCCAUCACCUUCAACAUGAGGCCGAAGUGUCCAUUUUCCUUGGGUCCUAUAUUGGAGAAACAAAGCAUACAAGCUUUAUUUCUGUGAAGGAAUAAAAACUUAUUUUAUCACUACCCGUUUUCCUUUGAAUGAAGAUUAUAUAUACUGUAAGCCUUUUUGCCAUUUUGUGUAAGUGUAUUGAUGGCUGGUUUCACUAAGAGUGAGCUACAUAUCCUGUCGUUGCUUUCUUCACGCGGACUUUCGGCUUCUGCGCAGCCUCAGAAAUUUGAAACAAUAACGGUUUCCAACGGUUACAACGUGGGUCAGAUGUUGAGCUGGCGCGUCAUCUUGGAACCCGCCUUAGCGCUCGAUUCGCGGAGCCGACCAAAUUAUCGCAGCUAUGGGGAAGAGAAUAACCAGGAAAUAGGGAACUAUAAGGUAUUUUAUGGAGAUGCACAUCCUCGGAGACCCAAGGACAGCUUGCAGCGUAUAAGAAUUAUUGAAAUCCUUAUGGACGAAAUCACUCACAGGCAAGGUUUUACAGAAAAAGAAUGUUCUUGUGAACAUUUAGCAAUGUCGCUGUUAAAUAUAUCCAUAUAUCCACGGACUUCAUUUUAGCUCUGUCCAGACCGUUCCGUGUACUGAAGUGCCUAAUGUAUUUAAAUCCACUCAGUUUUGUCUUUAUUUGACACUCCUUUCUCGUGCUUACUUUAACAGGUCGGACUGCCAGAUGAAAUGGAUUUCGCUUUCCAAUGGGACCUCUCCGAGACAAGGUCGAAGAAAUUAGUAGGCGCCGAUUUUUCCUUUCAAGGCCCGAAACAAUACCAACGUUUAAAUAAAAAGUCUUCUUCUGACUUCCUUUGGGUGGACCGUGUAUUUCUGACUUUUUCGGUCAUUAGCUCUGUACAUCCAAAUAACGUUUUUGAGGGAGUGCAGCCGACGCAUAUCUUUGGUUGGUUCUAUCGCGCUGUAAAUGAUUCCUUGAAAAAAAUGCCACUUCUUCCGAAUUGGAAACACGGUGGAUUGGCCAGUCCUGAAUGUACCGGGACAAGGAAAAAUGGGCCAGCUCUGAUGAUGCAGUUCAUUUACGACAUGGAAAAUGGAGAUAAACUUAAUGUGAAUGUUGAUCUUGUAUUGGCAAUAGACUUGAGAGAGAUUUAUGAUGGUGACCUGACAGAGCUGUGUGUUGUACACAUGGGUCCAACUUGGCAACAGGAACUGCUGAAGGAGAAAAAAUUCCUGGAUAGGGUUCUUGUCAAGGUCCACGAUGCAGUUCUCUUGGAUAGCACCUUUGCUGAGCGAACCUGGCUCUCCACAAUGGACUUUGACCAUCCUGUAAAAACUGCAGUGCGCUUGUUUAAGAUACUUAACCAGAUGGCCUUACAACAUCCUGACCCUAAUAUGACGGUAGAGAGUGCCCUCUUUACUGUUAACAAGAGUCAUAUGGCUGCAAUGAAACUUAUGCAAAGGUAAUUGUUUUCCAAUAUUUUUUUUAAGACUGUAAAAGAAUGCGCAAGUACGCUCUCUUGAGAAAGUUAAGAACCAUUUAUAAAUUACAAUGCGUGAGCUUCGUAAGUAACGACCGAGCGCGUAGUGAGGUGUUUUUUGCAGGAAACAGCUGAAUGUUCUCAGAUUAUCAGCAUCGUUCAUCAAGGUCUGUCACCUAACAGUUGUAGACGCUGACUAGAUAUCGCCUUUAUUAAAAGGUCACUGAAUUUGUGAGUAAAGAAUGACUAAUAUAGCAUGUUAAGUAGACGUUCAAUUCAAUUCUUGGCGUCCUCGCUAGUGUCAAAUCAUUUCAAAGUCGUAAGUCUGUUUUAUUCGGACCAAAACCUAAGGCGCCGCAAAUAACAGCUACAUAGGAGACAAAUCGACACCACACUGACACGAUAGAAGGAAGGCUAGGAUUGGACGGCACUUAAAGGGAUUAUUUGGUUCCGAUAAAUAAAACUGUAGCUGUGAUUGGCUAAAAUCGCAUGGGGAAACGAAGGUGGAUACACUGUGAGCAGCCGUUUGUUGGGGAGGAGCUUUGCUCUUCUCCUUCCUCUUCUUCUUACUUAAGCGUAAGCUUACUUCCCAUAACUAUGGUUUGUUAUACUUUUUUCCACAUUUUGAUGGCAAAAUAUCGUACUUCAGAACAACCUCAGGUGCACAGUUUUGUCUCAGAUAACCUCAAGGAACGUCCUGUCAAACAAUUCCAGUACUUUGAUAUGAAAGUCCCGGAAGGCAAGAGGUUUGCCGAUGUGGGAGAAUGUCUUGGUUACCGGCCAUACUUCAAAUCCCAUGUGUUCCAGUCAGUGAUUCUUGCUCUUUACGCGCUUAGAUGCGUUAAAAAUCCAGAUACAGCAGAGAACAAAAUAUGGUCCAAGGACGACAUACAAACCAUUGUUGCCAACGUGAUGAUGAUUGUCCAGCAGUUUCUUGAUAAGUCUGUUGACAAAGAUCCAGAUGCCCAUGGAUCUCGUAAUUGGGGUUUUUGCGAGAUUCAGCUCGAAAGUGAAGGUGGUCUUUACUGCCUUCCCAACCCCAAGUCACUUUGCCUUGAUGUGUAUCGAGGCGAUACGGUCAAAAAACAUUUUGCUCGUAUGAGGCAUUUGUUUGAACAGUUAACAAACCAACAGGAAGCACAUAAGACUCUUGGCGGAUACUUCCAAGCGGAUACGUCUACGCUGGGCGAAGCAAGUCAAGCUGGAAAUAAUAACAAGCAAGAAAUAGUGCGUCUACUAACACUAAAUGUUUCUGAAAACAAACCUGAAGAUUCAUAAAGUAAAAGAUUUUGCUUUUCCAUGAUUGCCAAAAAAAUUCACCCUGGACAUCGAUAUUAAGUUUUCAUCUUCAUUUGCCUGUUUCUAGGCACGUUCAGGAGACAAAGAGAUGUUCAGUUCUGAAGAUAUUCUCCAAAUAGCAGAUGUCGUCCGUCGAGGUUUUUUUUUUCCUUGAUGAUAUUGCUAUGUUUUUUGUUAGUAAGUAGUUCUGUUCGGCCAUUUCUUUUUCGUAACAUGUGUGAAAUACUUAUCCAAUUUGUCAACUGCUCUAUUAAAACAACGUAACCCCGUCCCUAGGGUUUCUUGGUGCAUUCGUUCUUUUGCGGAUUCGCAAACUUCUUUCAAAUUUGGUCAACGCUAACUAAAAAACUGGUUACGUUGACUUUAUUUGAUUAUUUCAAUGGUGCUAUUUGCAAAAGAUCGAACUGACGCUUUACGGAUCUUUAAGUUGUUCUGAAUUAUAGAAAAGAUGUUUUAUUGAUAACGUACACCAACUUUAACAAAAAAGUAAAAUAAUGGGGGAGUACACCCACGUCUGUGAUGUCCACACUCCAUUACAAUAUUUCCAAUAAAGCGAGCAAUAAAAAUGCAGUACCUUUUGUACAGCGGAUUCAUUUACCUUUCAUUUUCUGUACAUCAAAACGCGGAAGUUGUCUGCGUUUAGUUUGAAUCUUUCUUCUGAUUAGACGGGUCACCGGCUACAUCUAACCGGGUAUUCUUCAGAUACUGAAUGAGAGGUUAGUUCAUUAAUCUUUAUGUGUUUCAUUUGAGCCUAAAAAAAGUUCUUGAGCUUUAUUGUGCUGGAUAUGAUAUAACUAUCCCCUGAAGGGGAGGUGAAUAGACUAUCCACUGUGGAGGUAUAUAUCCAGCGCUGUUCACCGAUACUGAGGGGGGUAGUUGUUUUAGUAUUUGCCAAAUCAGUUGGAUAAAAAUGGAAAAAGUAACCUUUUGUAAAUUAAAAACGUCACUUUAAUAGUAGGGACUUUGUUUAAAAUUUACAAACAUUUCGGGGAUUUUGUCAAGUGCGCAUUUGACUAUUCUGAUGCAAAUUCAGCAUGAAAAUAAUUUUCUACCUACCAGUAAACACCGACAAGCCAAAGUUUGUUGCUUUCUUGGUAUUUGUUUGAAGUGUAAGUGAGGUUAAAGAAUUUCGUGACACUUUGUACAAUCAAUCGUGACGUGUUGAUCUUGAGUGAUCAUAGCCUGAAACAGGACGAUCACAAGCAAUUAAACCUUGAAACACACUGAAACAAACCAAACUAAUAGAAAUCCACCAAUAACAAACCAUGACCUUUUGAACUCAUUCAAGUAAACAUGUGUUUCCUAAGAGGUCUGCUAAGAUGAUUGAAGGAACAGAAACACCCAAACUUCCUUCAAAGUUUGCAAAGUGUGUAGCACGAUACAAAGAAUUUGGCAGUAAAUAUGCGUUUCUGGGCCAUUUCACCUUCAAACAGGCCCAACCCCUCCCCUCACCCCACAUACAAAGUUUUAUGUGUACGUAUCCAGAAGUUUUUCAAAGUUUCAACUACAUAUAGGGUGGGGGGAGGGAGAACUGCAAGAAAAUUUCGAAUAAGGAUGCACUGAGGGCUCAGGGGCCCCACUCACAUAUUUUAAUGACGGGGGGGUCCGAAGGAUUUUUUUGGGUGUGACAUUUUGGCCUAAAGGGAUUUUUUUGGGUCUAUGAAAGACGCCCGGAUUUUUCUGGGUCGCGAAAACCACUCAGGGAUUUUCUUGGAUACUGUAUUUUUCAUCAGCUCAAAUCAACAAUAACAUAAGCGCAAUUUACUGCUUGUGUGGUAUUACGGGAUAUUUCUGAGAUUGUCAUCUAUGUGAAAAGUAAUUACUGGCACUCCAUUGCACAUCUAAUCCAGAGAGAAAUAUUCUAUAGGUCACGUAAUUCAAGGCCUUUCAAGCCAGUCAUCAAGACCACAAUGGAAACACUGUAUACAAAGUAAACAUUUUAUGAAUUAGAUGUUUACCAGCUGAUAUAUAUCUAUUAUCAAAUGAUCAUGUUGCUAUGUAAAAAUAAAGGCAAGGAAAACUGAUUUUGUAAACUCAAACUGGGAGUCAUGCGGUUGAGUUCCAGCAAGAGCUAAGAGGUCCAGUCAGUUGUGAUCCCAUUUUUGUUGUAUGAAGAAGUUCUCUUGAAAAUAUUAGUAACAUAACAUUUUGGCGAUAUAACGAUCCAUGUGAGUGAGCUGAGGCCAUGUGACAGAUGUGACUUGAUGUCCUGAAUCCUCUGUUACAAGGUAAGAGAUUCAGUCCAUUGUUGACACUGUACUUGUCCUAAAUCCUUUAGAGGUCAACUCUCUCAUCAGUGAAUGAGCUCCUGCAGCAUUACAUGCUAUCACUAGCCGAUGCUACUUACCUAGAAGCAUAUUUCCCAUUGGACAAUUAUGGUGACACUUCGGAAUACAUGGCUGAUGAUGGUCGAAGAGUCCAACAUUCCCGGACUCGAACAGGGCGACUUAGGCGAGCGGUUAUGUACACCACACAUUAAUCACAAUUAAUAGAUCCGGUUUUUACUUUCCAAUGUUGUUUGUAAGGAUACAGUUUGGCUUGAAUUUCUAAUGAACAGUGUAUUAAUUUUCAAGUCUUAUAUUUGAUACAGUUGAGUUGCCCUGAGUUGCUAUAUUUCACCACACUCCUAUGUAACAUGCCUGGUGAAACACGAUUUGGUGUGUUUGGAUGUGUUCUAUACCUGGUGGGAAUUGUCUGUCCACCUUUUGAGAUAUCAGUUGCACAAAAACAUGGUGAAAAGUCUGAUGCCACGAGAUCUGAGUUACAUAGGGAUGUUUCGGUACAAAUAGCAAGCAAAUUAUGUGCUAAGGACAAGACAUGCUGUAGAUGCCAUAAUGAAUAUCUUCCUGUAAAGUUGUUGCAGAAGAUAGGAUGAAGAGACACUAUAACAGUCAUGCAAGCUUUUUGUAUUUGUUUUUGUAUAGUUUCGUUUUUGACCAAAACCAAAUUUGAAGUUGGCAUGUUUUAGCUUUACAGAAGAUACAUAAUAAAAUUUGCUGAUGCAAAAACACUGAGGGAUUUUUUUGGGUAUGCUAAAAAAAAGUAGGGAUUUUUUGGGUAGACAAAUUCUGAAGUUGGGAUUUUUUGGGGUAUAAAAUAUGAACCUCUGUCGGACCCCCCUGUCAUUAAAAUAUGUGAGUGGGGCCCCUGGGACUGAGGGAACCCAAAAAUGACAGAAAAAUAAGAAUACUGUAUCACUGUCCCAAUUAAGGACUUUUGUUCAUGAUUGUACAUCUCAUAUAUCAGUGGCACAUUCCCAUCCAACAAUUCCCUAAGGGCCCCUCCUGACUCUACAGGGCCAAUUGAUUUUGUUUUGGAUGCCUUCUCAGAAUUAAACCACCAAAUGAUAGUUCUAAAGUCUAUUUUGUCUUUAGUCUUGAGUAUACAGUCAACUCUGUCUUAACGGACAUCUCUAUAAGACGGACACCUCUGUGAAAUGGACACCUCAGUAGAGUUUGUCCCUGCCUUUCUUUGCUCCCUCUAUUUGACUUUCUAUAAGACAGACAUCUAUCUAAGAUGGACAGCUAGUGCCGGUCCCAAAGGUGUCUGUCUUAGAGAGAGUUGACUGUAGUACCUAAAUUAAAUUGGAGCUUUUGGAUUUGCCCUGGGGUAAGGUGUCAUGGGUGCUGUCAACUCUCCUGGAUAAUCCGGGAGACUCCUGAUUUUGAAUUGUUUCGCCCGAUCUCCAGAUUACAGUCUGAAAUCUCCCGGAUAAUUGUUGAAGUUUGCUAUUUCUUGUAGAUUCGCCUUUCUGUCGAUGAAGUUUCAAAUAUUUUGCAUUGUUUAAGCUAUGUAACUUUUAACAUGAAAUGUUUCCUCAGAAACUCCAGUAUACCACUGCAAUAAGCAAUUAUGUGAUUGGUGAGAAGUAAACCAAUCAGGUACAAAUGUUACAAUUCCAACAACAUCUUUUUCACAUGUUUUUUUUUUUUUUUGCACAAAUGACAUCAUGUUUUGUGCAUUAUGACGUCAUCUAUUAUCCCUUCCCUGUCAAUAAUUUGAAGAUGUCGGGGGGGUUGACAGCCCUGGGUGUCUCACUACCACCUACCAGGCAUUCAUCCAUCGGCCUCAAUCUGCUUAUCCUUUUCAGAUAAUUAACAAUUAAUAUGUGACUGAACGUUGUGCUGUUUCAUUAUAUAUGAUUGUAGGCAAAUUAUGGCAAGCCAAAUGAGAAACUGGUUUCUUCACUUGUCUCCGAGGGAGAUUGAUGGAUUGUUGCAGAAAUUACUGGACUAUGACAAGAAGAGAAGAGUGAAUUAUGAGGAAGGUUUGGCCAGUAAAGUUGAGUCUGAUAUGAUUCUGAUGAUGAAUCAGCUGGGUCAGCUUAUUGAGAAAGAAGAUUCUUUGUUCAGAGGCAGUAUGAUGCAGUGUGGAAGUUCAUACAAUCGAACCAAGGUAAUUGUUAAUUUCAGAGCUAGAUGCCAGGGGGAUGCUCAAAGGGGAUAAAGUCUUUGACUCCCCCCUCCCCCCCACCACCACAUGGUAGCACAGAUAUAUGCUUUGAAGUUACAAAUGUUAUAAACUGCAUUGAAUUUUCAAAAGGUAGCUAUAGAUACAGAAAAUAAGUCCUUUAAUUUCAAGAUAAAUGUUCCAAAUUGCAGUUUUACAGCUACCCUGUGGCUGUAUGCAUUAUUAAUUUUGACAACACAGUGACUACCUAGGCGAAAGUUUUGUUCCAAUACGUAGUGACGAUGACAAAUGGAAAAUGACUAGCUGUAAAACAGUUUCAACAGUGAGCUCAGGUUGAAAACCCCCUGUCAAAAAUUCCCUGCCUGCUGGCAGCCAUAGCCAGCUAGCUACACAGCCGUUCUUUGACUUGUCACGCAAUAGGAGGAGCGUUGCGUGACGAUACAAGGAACGACUGUUUGGAGUGAACCCAACCCUCCUCACGUAACAAUAAAGGGUUGCAUAGGAAAUUAGAAAAUUCUCGUCUGCCCUUAUUUUAAUAUUUAUUUGUUCUUUUAUUUAUUUAUUUCGACAUAACACGGAAAAAGGCUGUGUAAGGUCAGCGUAAAGGUUAAUUGACUGGUUGCCAAUUUGAAUCACUAAUCUGUUCGCCCAGUGUUAGGUAAUUCAAGACAGUCUUGGAUUCGAAAUUCCACCCGGCAAUGGAUUACGGAUCCCAGUUACUGGAUCCCGGAUUCCUCGUUAGCGGUAUUUCGGAUUCCUCGACCUGAAUUCCUGAUCCCAAAUCAAAGGUUUCCGGAUUCCACAGGCAAAAAUUAAGUUUUCAAAAAUAUCGGCGUUAAAAAUUGAGGCUCAGAUAAGCAAAAUUGAACGAUUGCAAUUGAGAUGUUUAUGAAAACAUUUCCAGUAACAGCUAUAUUUACAAACUGUUACUUACAGUGUACAAGUAAUUAUUUCACUUACGUUAAGUUCCAUCGCGAGCAAGUACGACUAAUUGGCAAUACUAAUUUAAAAAAUGACUAGACAGCGAUGAAACAGACCUUAAAUUUAACCCUUUAAGCCCCAGUAUCCAAAUACAAAUUCUCCUGACUGAUCUCCAUGCAUUUUAUCAAAGACUUGGUUGAAAGAAUGUGAUUGAAGAUCAAAAGCAUUUUCACUUGGUGACUCGUCAUAUUAAUUCACAUGACCAUUUUUGUUGUUUAUGUAUUGGUAUUGUUAUGAGAAAAUUAAUGUUGGUCACUGCUUGGACUUUAUAAAGGGUUAAUCAGUGAAAUCUACUUAUUUUUGUGCCUCAAAUGUGCUGUACGUAGAUUGGACAACCCGACGAAAUGGAUUUCGCUUUCCAUUGGGAUCUUUCUGAAACACGGUCAAAGAACGUUGUGGGCGUCAACUUCUCCUUUAAUGGCCAAAAGCCCUUUGAACGAUUAAAAAGACUUAACGUCUUACCUGAGACCUCAAAAACUGGAGUCCUACCAGUGGAUAGUGUUGAUGUCUCAUUUUCUGUUAAAAGCGCGGAUAAUAGCGGUACUGAGAAUGCAGAGAGUACCAAUGCCGUGGUAGAUCGUUUACUACCUAGAUACAUUCAUGAAAGGUUUGAAGAAGCUGUGAAUGCUGCCUUGAUAAAGCUGCCACUUCUACCUGACUGGGAACACGGUGGUUUUGGCAAUCCUGAUUGUACUGGAACAAGAAAAAAUGGGCCCGCUAUGAUGCUGCAGUUCAACUACAACACAGGCGAUGGAGGAAAACUUAAAUUGACUCUGGAUCUUGUUCUAGCAAUAGACUUGCGAGAGAUUUACGAUGGCGACUUGCCAGAAUUGUGUAUUGUCGACAUGGGGCCAUCGUGGCAACAAGAGCUUCUGAAAAGGAAACGAUUGUUGGAUAAAGUUUUAACUAAAAUCUACGAUUCUAUUCACCUCGAUACUACCUUUGCAGAACGAAUAUGGCUUUCUACAAUGGACAACGACCAUCCAGUCAAAAUUACAGUGCGUAUCUUUAAAAUACUUAACCAAAUGGCCUUACAACUGCCCGACCCUGAUAUGAUUGUCGACAGUGUUCUCUUCACAGUGGAUAAAAAUCACAUGCUUUCCAUGAGAGGACUUCGAAGGUAACUUUGUUAUUCAUGCAUGUAAAACCGAUUCAGUGUCAAUAUACUGAGCUUUGUUCCCGUUAAUCUGAAGUCUCCCGACUCGGAGUAUUUCGCAGAUUCAGGAAGAUUGCAGAAGUUGAUUUGAAAAGCGUUGAUUAAAAAAAUAUAUAUAUGGGACGCAGGGAUACGGCUUUCUUUAAAGGCAAGGAAUUCUCGAAUUUACGUGUACUCCUAACAUGCUCGUAUAGUAUUCAACUUCUUUAGAAAAGUUUAAAUUCCGUUGCAUGUUAUACUUUAGUUUGGAUAAGAAUUUUUUCGAUUACGGUCUUUCUCUCUCUUAAGGUGUGGUAAAACGUGCGAGUAACGUGUCGUGCGACAAUUUUAUUGUUUCACGUUACAAUGUUUCAUUUUUUGCGCAGAGCCGGGGUAAAGUAAAAAAAAUGGGAAAACACGAAUUUGAAGUCCGGAUCCGGAAAUUAUAUCGAUUUAAAUUUUAUCCUUUCUCCAUGUCUUUAGUCUUGAUCAAGACUUUGCAAAAACCUAAAUUGCUCAUCUCGCUGACGAGUUAAGUUAAUCAUAAAAACAUACCUUUUGGGAAAGUCAACUCAUUCAGUGUUAAGUCAGGACACCUGUUUUUAUUUAUUUAUUAUUAAAUUUUUCUUACAGGAAAAUGGCAAAGUAUUCUGCUAAUGAGGACAAAGAGCAUGGCAGAGAACAAAUCAGGAAGAAACUGCGACUACAUUCUGUCAAACAGCUACAAUACUAUGAUAUGAAGGUCUCGGAUGGCGAGAGGUUUAUGGAUGUUGGUGAAUCGCUUGGUCAAAGACCUUAUCUGAAAUCCCAUGUUUUCCAAUCAGUUGUCCUCGCACUUUACGCUCUUAGUUGUGCUCAACAUCCAGAUGUAGAAGAAGACAAAAUUUGGACCAGGAGCGACCUCCCAACAAUUGUUGCCAACGUAAUGAUUGUUGUCCAGCAGUUCCUUGAUGUGGCUAUUGACAAUGACCCAGACUCCCGAGGAUAUCGAUAUUCGCUUUUUCCCAGUAUUGAACUAGAAAGCGAGGGCUCUCUUUACCGUCUACGGGCACCCAAAUCCUUUUGUCUUGAUGUCUAUAGAGGCGACACUAUCAAACGACAUUUUGGGCGUAUGUGGCAUCUCUUUGAACAGCUAACGACACGAGAAGACAAAACUGAAUUAAAGGAAGGAGGAAGUCCACCAGCAGCAACUGCGGGCAAAAUAGUGCAUCUUCUUCCCUUCACCUUUCUCGACAACGAAGGCUGA
This is a messenger RNA of Porites lobata, 21169 nucleotides long. The record is from the annotation of a GenBank genome assembly. Lineage: Eukaryota; Metazoa; Cnidaria; Anthozoa; Scleractinia; Poritidae.